Molecule: messenger RNA, 2249 nt
Organism: Hyla sarda
Lineage: Eukaryota; Metazoa; Chordata; Amphibia; Anura; Hylidae
Product: S100P-binding protein-like
Exons: 6
Coding region: 185-1996 (603 amino acids)
Cellular component (GO): nucleus; cytosol
Molecular function (GO): calcium-dependent protein binding
Source: RefSeq, a predicted model, not a curated record
CAUGCUGGAGCCGGGCUUUGCUUCGCUUCCUGUCUGCUGUGUAAAACUUUCUCACAACCGCCUUUAUCCUGUAGUGCACUGGAAAACUUUAGCUCCCACUGACAAACCGCAGCGUCUGCACCGGAGCUGGAAUUGCCGGAUACUGGUGCAUGUUCACUCCUGAACAUCUGGAGCAGUGUGACCCAUGAAGGGGAUCAAUAAUCCUCCCGUGCCCAGAGCAGGCUCUGAGCGGCAAGUGUUGUUAUACCCUACAGACUGGGAAGAGCCACUUCCAGGAACUAUGGAAGAGAUAAAGAUCAGUAUUGUUAAUGAUCGAGCAACUGGAAGUAAAAGAGAAAGGGAAGAAGAUACAGCAGUAACCCCUUGUGUUAAGAGAUCAUGUCAUGCUCUUUUCAGUUGUAGCACACCUAUAUCUGCCCGUACAUGGGCAACAAAGUCUAAAUUUGCUAAAAACAGUCCACAGUCUCCAGCCUGGUAUCCACAGGGUAAAAGUGCAGAGCAAGGUGAUGAGUGGGAUGAUUCUUUACUGGAACCGUCCGAUAAUGAAGAUGACUCAGAAUUGUGUUUGACUUUGGAUGAAAUUGAGACCUUGUUGGAUGAUGAUGAUGAUGAUGACUCUUGCUAUGCUGCCGAACCUAUACAAAAGUGUACUGAGGUGACUACUUGUGUCGUCACAUUUACACCUUCAAAGUCAGAAAAUGAAGGUGAGAAUGGUGGAGAUGCACCUGGCAAAACACUGGAUAUUUCUAAAGCUUUGACUGAAGAGCCAGAGUGUGAGGGAGACAUAAGCAACUAUGCUGCAAUGCCUCCAUCACCUUGCCAUUUAGCCAUAAAUCCUGUAGAAGUGACUAUACCAAACCAGUCCACAGUUUCCAAUGUGGAUUCCCCUCCUAAAUUCCUGAUAGCUGAAACUGUUAUUGAUUGUGGUCUGCCAACACCAUUGUUAGACAUAAAGGAAGUCUCUACUACAUUGCUUCCUGGUUCACAGUCUCCAAAACUUCCUCUGCACCCAUCAUUCUCAUUAUCUGGGGCUGAUGUUGCAGAAGAGUUUGUUGAAGACCCAGACCUCGUUUUUGAUUGUGACAUUGACAAUCUCUUGGCAAUUAGUCCUGGGGAUGCUUCUUCUGUAGAAGAUGACAAUAGUGUAAUAUUGGCUACCAUCACCCCUAAAGAUAACGCUUCUGUAGUAUUAGAUUCUAUAUUACCCCCACAGAAUUUAGAGCCUGUUCAGGUUUCAACAGCCCAUGCUACAUCUUCCAGCACAACAGAUGUGGCUCAGGAUCUUUCUCCCCUCUCUCUUAAUACGCCAGACAUGCCCAAGGAUCGUCAUCAUCAUCAUCCUGCUGAGCCAGAGCCAUUAAAAGAGGCUCUGCCUUCCACAACAUCCUAUAUGGUUAAUGCUGAACAAAACAUCUUCACUGAUUCCUCUGUAACUAAUCAAAAUGUAGAAUCUCAAAAGCUGCCAGAAGAUAAAGAAACUAAAGGGAUGCCGAAUGAUGUGUCCACCUCAAGACCAAAAGAUCCAACUACAAGUGCCCCAAGAGCAAAUGACAAUAAAUCUAAGAUCGCGGCCUCUUCAAGUAACAAGGCACAAGGUUGUUCAGGCCCCGGAAAAGAAAAGCCACAGAUUGCAGUUGCAGCAUUACCUAGACCAUCAUUCAGAGAAGUACUAUCAGAGUGUGAAUUGGAGACAAUGAAGAACAUCUAUUUUAAUAAGGUUUUGAUGCACAUUGAUUCACAAGGAGAAUGUAACUUAGAAGAUCCUCUUUAUGAACUGGCCUCGCUGCAGAACCAGAUCGGUCGAGAGAAUCAGAACUGGCAGCACCCAUCAGAUUAUACCAAAAGGAAUCACCCUCGGGUUGGAAAGAAGCAAUUAAAACGUUGCAGCUUAAGUCAGUGGGUGACAAAAAAUGGCGGGUCUACUGAACGCUUUACAAGCAUUCCAGCAACAUUCAAAAGAAGUCCAAUUCCUGGAGCUCUGCCUUUCAGUUCUUGACUUUAUACAGAUGUUUAUGUACUUUGUUUUGUUCUUUUUACCUUUAAAAGUUUAUCUACUGAACGGAAAUGUUUACACAAUCAGCAGGUGUCACCUGUUGUGAUGUCCUGAGUUAGAUCAUAUUUUUCACUGUAUGACAUUUUGGGGUCAUUUUAUAUAUUAAGCCCUAUGUUUUUGUUUUUAUGAGGAGUUUUAUGACUGUUGUAUGUAUCUUUUGGAUCAGCUGCUCAGUUCUAAUAAUAAAAUUUAAAUU